This is a messenger RNA of Patella vulgata (common limpet), 4866 nucleotides long. RefSeq lists its product as uncharacterized. The coding region runs from base 304 to 1950 and encodes 548 amino acids. The record is from RefSeq and is a predicted model, not a curated record. The transcript has 3 exons. NCBI's taxonomy places the organism in Eukaryota, Metazoa, Mollusca, Gastropoda, Patellidae.
UUGUUUUUAUUUCUUCAUUGGAUAGAUUGACACGAAUAUAGGUGUAAAGCGUAAUAGGUUGUUUUCUGUAUUGAUUUUCAAUUCUUUUGGAACUAUUCUCAGGAAUCUAUCCACAGGAAUAUCCCAGUGCAAUUUUCUAAAGUGCUAUUUCCAUCAACAUUGUUUUGUACUUGAAAUUUCAUCAUAUAUACAUAUGUGAUUACUUAGGUUUUGGUGCAAGGUCACGAUGAAUUGAUGCCCUAUAAAGCAAGAAUUCUGCAUGUUUGAUCUACUCUACCAAUUAAAAAAUAAUCAUCAUUCAAAAUGUCUGAAAAGAUUUUAGAACAGAAAGCUUACUAUAUCGGUACGUGGAAGGACAAUGCAGUCACGGACAACAUCAUCAGAGAGAUCGCGACGCUGACCUCCCUCGAAAAAGGACGCAAAGUAAAGCUGAACCUUUUGCCCGAAGGUUUAAAAAUCACAAAAAGUAAUUUUUUUCAGGGUAAAACCCUCUUCGAUUAUAUACCUCUUCAUGAUAUAUUUUUCAUGACAAUCAACCAAAAACAUCCAAAGUGCUUACUGUGUAUUGUGAAAGAUCCUAACCACAAAUAUAUGAUCGUUGCAUUUCGUUGUAAAUCGGAAUUAAUUGUUGGGACAUUUGUCCAAAACUUCAAAGCUUUGAAAAAAUCUGUAGGCCACACGGCAAACGUUGAAUUUAGACAAAAGGAAGACGGAAAUUGGACACUUCGAGAUCGAUCAAAUGCCAACGCAAGACGAGAACUUCAACAAUUGUUUAGCACCGAUCAGACCACCACCACCACCACUGUGACAACCGCUCCACAAAUCAAUGGCGGGCUUUUCUAUAAGAAAACCGAGAAGAGAAAUGGCGUCAAUAAGAAACCGACUCUUUACGACCAAACGCCAUACGUUCCAGUCAAUGGACGAACAAAAACAACCUACGCAUUCGAUCCAGUAUCCAGGGAGGACUCGUAUGACCGGGGUAGAACAAUCCAUAAUGUGGGGAUCCAGGCAAUUGGAACAGAGGACGACUCGGAGUCCGUCAUUUCUAACGUCUCGUCAAUGAAAGAUGAAAUAGAUGCACUAUCGACGGAGCUUCGCGAAGUUAAAUACCUUCUGGAAAAAUCUACUGGCAUAAGUGCUCAAGAACAUUAUAGAAUAGCUUCCCAAGGAGGGCCCGUUGGCAACAACAACGUCAGCCAUGCUAUAAACUAUAAUAAUGAAACCAAACCGAACUACACGGAACCCAUAGUUGUCAUAGAGAACAUUGAUGAUUAUAACGAUGGUGGUUCGCCUCGAUCACCAGGAAGCGUUAAAGUGGAUGUUCCUGACUAUCGAAGAAGUUUUGGGGUCCAGACAGCCCCCAAGACGAGGUCGAGGACUGUGGUAGAUGGACCUGAACAUCUUGUCGCCCAUUCUUACAGGUCGUCAAAAAAUUAUGAGAAUUAUCUCGAUCAAGCAGAUUAUGCAAACCUAUCCGAAUUGGAGAAGCAACAAUAUAGAGUUCAUACUGUUAAGAAGAAUGGAGACACAAAAGCGAUAACGGGGCCCGAAAUAAAUGUUUCAAGGCGUAGCGGCGGUUUGGAUGUUGAGGACGGAGUUAUUUACGCAGCGGAGCGAGACAACAACGUUGCUACCGUUGCGUAUCCAGAUUCGACUAUCAGUAGAAGUAGAAAAAGUACCGGGAGCGUCAUCGUCCAAGGUAAUCCACAAACGUAUACGGUUGGAAGAAAAUCUAGCACCUACAAGGUAGUUUCGCCCUCUUAUGGCAUGGUACCUUCAGUGAUCGAACGACCUAUUGAACAGAUUUACCCACGUCCUAUACUUAUUAGACGCGAUUACAUCCAAGGUGUUCCCACGAUGCGCCGUCGUCGUCCACACAGCAUGUAUGUCGUUAAACCCCAAGAUGGCACGUAUGUUUAUGGAAGCCAAAUUACAUCAAAUGAAUAUUGAUAUUAACAUUUUACAAUCACCUGACAUUUUUGGAAGGGACAGUUCAUUAGACAAGUUUCAGUAGUAACUUUGAAUAUGCCUAUUUGGAUUUUUAAAACCUUUACCACACGGCAUAUGCCGUAACCAUUAUCUAGUGCUUCUGAGAUACAGAUGGUUUUCCGAAUACUUGAAUUUGUUUACGAAGGUGAUAAAAUCGUUUAGAAACUUGUAACUCGUUCUGUGACAAAACAAAUUGGAUUUAUUUACAUCCUUUAACUCCUUCCAGGGAACUAGAAAAAAAGCGUCACAUUUACAAUGUAUAUAUAUCCGUAUUUGUGUGUUUGAUAGUAGCUAUGGGCGUGUUGAUAUAGACAUUAGGACAAAUGUAAACCAACUACUGAUCUUUUACUCCAAUCUGGACGAGUAAACGCAAAUACAGCCUUCUUCUUAUUUGUGCGAUGAAAAACAAACUAAUACGAAUAUAUUUACAUUGGACAGGUCUUAUUUCUAACACGCAAUAAUGAUGACGCCAUUAAUUCGUUCCCAGCAUUCCGGGUAAUGGUAUUUAAUGGCCAGUGUAAAGGUACCAGUAAUCUUGAUACAAACGAACUGUGUAGAAUUCGGCGAAAGGUCACUUGGGUCAGGUCUAUCGUUACGUGUUCCUCGUGAUUUUGGAGGAUAUAUUUUUAGGCUGAUUAAGGUUAAAUAUGUCAAGGGUGCACGACUUGAACUUUACGAUGUAAAGAACGAAUUGGUUAAAAAGCAGCUUGGAUAUGUGAAUGGUCGGUUGUAUGAACAACUGCUUCAGGCGAAAAUAUAUCCCAGAAGAAGCUUUAUAUUAAGACAAAACAAUUUAUGUUCAUAUUUUUGUACAUUAUGUAACACUCCAGCAUAAUGUAAUUAAAGGAAUAUAAAAGUAGUUUAUGGGUAAAUAGAAUACCCUCUCUCUGUUAUUUAAUACAUAUAUUAUAUAAUUUUAUGUAUAGCUUAUUAAAAUAUACUUAGAAGAUAGAUCUGUUUUGAUGACAUUUUGGAAUUUCGAAAAAGAAAAACCAGUUUAUAUAAAACCAACCCAUGAACAAUCAAGUUCAGAUCAGACUAUAAUUUCGUUUCGUUUAUAACUUUUCAACAUCACCAUGUUCUGUCUGGAAGAACUCUUUUUUUUAUCAGACAACCAUAGCGUCCGAUUAAAACACUCAUUACUAAUCGCACCAUUCAUCGCAAUAUACAGUCCUGUAUACCAUAACAAUACAUACAGAUUGAUCAGUUAAGACGUUCCUGUGAUCUGACUUAAAACAUGGAGAACAACAUGAAAAUUACAUGAAACGUAAUUUAAAAUGCAGUUAUGUAUAUUUAAAGGUAAAUACUUUUAGUUUAUGUUUUGCAAUUAGCUGCCAGGCAUAUUAUGACAAAGAAUUUUCUGACGUGUAACAUAUUAUGCCUUUUUUUUAUUCAAUCUGUCUCUCUUUUGUAUAAAUUUAUUAAAGACUGUGUAAGUCACAUAGAUUGUAUAAGUCUCUUAGAUUAUAUUACUGCUCUUUUUCUUCGUAAUAUUGUCUAUAUGCCAAAUCAUGUUAAGAGGCUAAACGUUUACAUUAUUGGUGUACAUAGUAUAUUUGUAGUAUCGUGAAUAAUAUAUGAGUGUAAUAAUGUGUAUACUACUAUAUAAGAAUUAAUAAUUACUUAUGUAGAUUAUGUUAUAAAUAUUAACACUUAGACAGCGAGAUGGUAAGUGUUCGAAAUACAGGACAUGCUAAUCUGCAAAUGUCCAAGGUCACUGAUCAUGUGUUCGAAAGGCAGUAAUUUGUGAAAUGAAAUGAAAUGGGCUUUAACGCCCUACUUUUGGGCACUGACUGGCCCAGGAAUCCAUGCAUUAAACCAUGUCGAUUAAAUUAUUAGCAUUUAUAGAGCUGGGAGUACAGUCAAGAGUUAUAUUGUAAACCGAAUCAUUGGUUAACUAGGAACGUGUCGCAUUGGUUCUUAUUCACUCAGUCACUGAGAUAUUUAAUUAAAAUCUUAAGUUUGCAUACUUAGUCAUGGUGAAUGAAUACGGUUUGACACAUCGGAUUGUAGCCAAAUAAAAUUUUAUGACCUUUCUCAGAUAGUAUCAGAUUGUGGUCGCUUGUCGCCUGGGGCCGCAAUAGUCUCUCAGUAAUGUCAUUUGAAUGUCGAAUUCAUGCGUUGGGCAAGAAGAACGUCUGGAUCUUUCAAGGUCAGUUCCCAUUUACCAGAGGUAGUGCCUGUGAGGCUGACAAGAGAAGGACCCUCUGGAUAUUGGGGGCUAGGGUGGGGUGGAGGAAUCUCCGAGAGUUUGGAUCGAAGUAAUACUGUCAAUAUAAAUUAUAGAAUAUUGAGACAUCUAGAAGGAAUACCAGUCUAAAAAUGGAUCAGUUCUGUUCAGUAUAAAUUUUACAAAGAAAUAUUAUAAACUGAAUAUGGCUAAAAUAUUUUGAUCGGCAUCAUUUUAACUCGACUGAAUCCAAUUAAAUGUUAAAUAAUUCAUGCUAAAUAAGUACAUUUAGCAUGAAUGAAGCAGUGAGAAAUUAGUUAUUAUCCGAAAAAUGCGACCAUCCAUGGCUUAAACAUGUGAACGCACCAAAUUAAACAAAAGAUUAUGUUGCAAAUAUACCUAAAAAAAUUGGUAUGGGAUGUACAUGAAAGAUUGUGUUGACCUAUUUAUAUUAUGAAUAUUGAGUUAUUAAAUGCUUGUUGUACAUAUUAUUGCUUGUUAGUACCAUUUUUAUUUGAAAUAUAUACCCAAGGUAACCUAUAAUAAUAGUAUUAAUUACAUGAUAAUCUAAGGGAUUAACAGAUUAACUAACCCAAUAAUAAUAUAGAUACCGUACUACCUAUAUUCGGAGACCUACCAUCAUAUUUCUUGAUAUUAUCUAUAAUCUGUUGUCUACACAUAUUUUUACAAUAAAAUAUUAAAAUGUU